Pangasianodon hypophthalmus (striped catfish) is the source of this 1934-nucleotide messenger RNA. RefSeq names its product aspartyl aminopeptidase (gene dnpep). Lineage: Eukaryota; Metazoa; Chordata; Actinopteri; Siluriformes; Pangasiidae. Gene Ontology annotation, molecular function: aminopeptidase activity; zinc ion binding. Bases 141 to 1571 code for a protein of 476 amino acids. The record is from RefSeq and is a predicted model, not a curated record. Gene Ontology annotation, biological process: proteolysis. The transcript has 15 exons.
CUGAAAAUACACCUCCAGAACACUAGAGGGCAGUGGAGCGCCCGAGUGGCGGUGAAGCCGCUGUACUUUACCCACAGAUUGAGUCUUUACUGCUUUAUUGCUGUUGUAUCAGGUUAGCUGGAUAUUUGGGCUGAACCUUUAUGCAGUCUUUCAUCAUGAAAACCUCAAAGGAAGCUGUUCAGAAUGCUGCAAAGGAGUUUCUUAAUUUUGUGAAUCGUGGAGUUUCACCAUAUCAUGUGGUUGAAGAGUGCAAGACUCGUCUUUUAAAAGCUGGCUUUACAGAGCUAAAGGAAUCCGAACACUGGGAUAUCAAACCAGCAAACCUGUACUUUUUGACACGGAACUACUCCACAAUCAUUGCCUUUUCUGUGGGCGGCCUGUACAAACCAGGCAACGGCUUCUCCAUCAUCGGAGCCCACACAGACAGCCCCUGUCUGAGGGUAAAGCCACGCUCCAAGAAGACGAGGUCAGGCUGCCUGCAGGUAGGUGUAGAGUGCUACGGUGGAGGAAUCUGGAACACAUGGUUCGACCGGGAUCUGACUGUUGCCGGCCGUGUCAUGGUCAGGAAUGGAGAUAAGCUGGUGCAUCGUCUCGUGCAUGUCCAGCGGCCCAUCUUGAGGAUCCCCCAUCUGGCCAUUCACCUGCAGAGAGACAUCAACGACUCGUUUGGCCCUAACAAGGAGAACCACCUCGUGCCUUUCCUGGCCACUGCCAUUCAGGAGGAGCUAGAGACAGGUGCUUCUGCUGCUUCUUCUAGUGAUCCCUGCAAUGCAGGAUCUACAGCAGAGAAACACCACCCGGCUCUGGUCCAGCUGCUCUGUGAUGAGCUGAAGGUCAAGUCUGAUGUGCUGCUGGAUUUUGAGCUGUGUCUGGCAGACACACAGCCAGCGGCACUGGGAGGUGUGUAUGAAGAGUUUAUUUUUUCUCCUCGUCUGGACAACCUUCACAGUUGCUUCUGUGCUCUGACCGCUCUGAUAGACUCUAGUACUACUGCCUCUCUCUCGGAAGAGCCAAAUAUCCGUAUGGUCACUCUGUAUGACAACGAAGAGGUAGGGUCAGAGAGUGCUCAGGGUGCCAUGUCAAACCUGACGGAGCUUGUUCUGCGUCGCCUGGCAACCAGCAAAGAAAAUCUGACUGCCUUUCAGGAGGCCAUGCCAGUGUCCUUCAUGAUCAGCGCUGAUAUGGCUCAUGCUCUGCAUCCAAACUACCAAGAUAAGCAUGAAGAGAAUCACAGACCAGCUUUCCAUAAGGGUCCAGUCAUAAAAUUUAACAGCAACCAGCGAUACGCCACCACUGCUGUAACUGCCUCCAUCUUACGGGAGAUUGCCAGGAGGAUGGAUGUGCCGCUUCAGGACGUGAUGGUGCGGAACGACAGUCCCUGUGGAACAACCAUUGGCCCCAUCCUGGCUGCUCGGCUGGGAAUUCCGGUGCUGGACAUUGGCGCUCCGCAGCUGGCCAUGCACUCCAUCAGAGAGAUGUGCUGCACCUCCGGAGUCCUCCAGACCACAACUCUAUUCAAGGGCUUCUUCGAGCACUUCCCCUCCGUGAGAAACAUGGUUGUGGUGGACUAGGCUGUGCUGCUGUGACACAGCAUAACUAGACAGGUGACCAGAGGCGUAUCCAAAUGAGGAAAAUCAGAAUCUGUCCAUCUCAUCUUAAAACUGUUAAUUAUCCAAAGUACAUCAUUAAAUUUGUAAAAGGGUUCUACUCCAGAGUGAAAGCCCAAAGAACCUUUUUGGCUGCUAGUUAGAACCUUUAUUUCAAGAACACAAUCCUAUAUUUUCUCCAAGCACAGUACUUAUAUGAACCUAGAAGGAUUUCAACACUGUUUUACUCACUAACUGUCUACUUGGUUGCUAAAUCUUUGGCUGUUUUCCAUUACAAGCAGAAUGGAGUUGUUAAAGACAAUAAAAAAAAACUAUGUCUCUGUUCUU